AUGUUAGAUGAACUAUCAGAUCAACUUGAAAAAACUUUUAUGAAUGAAGAGAUUAAUAUCAAAAGUGGUGUUGGAAAGAAAAUGGACGUUGAUGAUCGGGUUAUAUUGAACGUUGGUGGAAUUAAGUAUGAAACAUUUCGAUCAACCUUAACAGCAUAUCCAGAGACAUUACUUGGGAUCAUGUUCGCAGAUCGUAACAAAGAAAUGCUUCAUCCGAUAAAUGGCAACGAAUAUUUCUUUGAUAGAGAUGGACAUUUAUUUCGUCACAUCCUUCAAUAUUAUCGAACUGGAAUGAUUCAUUGGCCAGAACAAAUUUCUUGUUGUGAAGAUUUAAUUAAUCAAACAUGCUUAAAAUCAAAAAAGUUAAACAAGUCGAAUGAAAAAUUUGAAACAAAAGAUGUUAUUAUUUCACAACCUGUAGUUGAUAAUGUUAACGGUUUUUUAAAUUCACUUCUUGAUGUGAUGCAUCAAUUGGCAGGACUAUUUGAAAAGCAUAUAUUUAUUACAUUUUAUCAUGAUAGACAGCCACCGAUGUUUAGUCUGAUUACUCCCAACUUAAAUGUGGUUAAAAAUGAAACAGCACCAUUCCGAGAUAAUAUAAGAAAAUUAUUGUUACCUUAUGCAGGAGUUGGAUAUACUUUAUUGAUGAAUUUCGAACGAGAGAUUGAAUUGUACUUAAAAGGAGAAAUACCUGAAUUAAUUUGGUCAAUUGAAAAACCCGCAGGAUUACCUAAUAGGUUUAUUUUACAUUUGAGUUUUAAUGAUAAGUUUUUAAAACAACAAAUAUUAAGGAAUAGUUAUUUGGCUAAGGUCGUUAAUGAUGGUGAUAAAACAAAAGGGCAAACUACAGAUACCAAUUAUUAA
Scutellospora calospora is the source of this 864-nucleotide messenger RNA. NCBI's taxonomy places the organism in Eukaryota, Fungi, Glomeromycota, Glomeromycetes, Diversisporales, Gigasporaceae. The record is from the annotation of a GenBank genome assembly.